Molecule: messenger RNA, 582 nt
Organism: Dibothriocephalus latus
Lineage: Eukaryota; Metazoa; Platyhelminthes; Cestoda; Diphyllobothriidea; Diphyllobothriidae
Source: the annotation of a GenBank genome assembly
AUGAUCAGCGAAACCCUUAGUGCUAUGAGAACAAUUCCGUCUCUCGCCAAUAUCUGCAUCGUCGCGCUCAUCGGUGGCAUCUUAACGCAGGUUAUCACCAAUGCCGCCACAUUGACCAUUCUGGCACCCAUCGUUUUCGACUUGUUCCCGGUCUGGUACCCAGCUCACCCCCGCGGACCUUCAGCUCAAGCCGGUCGAGGUCUCGGCUAUACUUUGUUCUCCAACUACAACCAGUUUGGACUUCGGUGGGGACUCCAGAUCCAACAGGGCCUACGACACGCACACUAUAAACAAUUUGAUGCGCUCGAAGCUGGCGCGGCAUGUCUAAAGGAGAGAUCGUCGACUACAGAAGGUUCCCCAAGUCAAGAAGUCAGUAAGGCCAAAAAGUGUCAGUCGAUUGGCGUUCACCCCUUCCUUCUCAGUAUCCCGCUUACGAUUGCCACCUCCCUCGCAUUCAUGCUGCCGGCUUCCACACCCCCGAACGCGAUCAUCUUCUCUAAAGGGCGCGUACCCCUGCUCGAAAUGGUAAGUGUUCUAUCCUCUUGGUUUAUUCUGAUAGUUGAGUAUACUCAGACCAAAUAG